Molecule: messenger RNA, 1053 nt
Organism: Danio aesculapii
Lineage: Eukaryota; Metazoa; Chordata; Actinopteri; Cypriniformes; Danionidae
Product: trace amine-associated receptor 13c-like
Exons: 1
Coding region: 49-1053 (334 amino acids)
Biological process (GO): G protein-coupled receptor signaling pathway
Cellular component (GO): membrane
Molecular function (GO): trace-amine receptor activity
Source: RefSeq, a predicted model, not a curated record
AGACAGAAAGGAGAACAGAACAAACUCUCAACUGGAGGAGACUCACUCAUGGCCUAUGAGACAGAGGAUCAGGAGACUCAAUACUGCUUUCCUGGCAUCAACUCAUCAUGUGUCAAGAAACAACCCUUCAGUCAUGGAUAUAACAUCAUAUAUUUGUGUGUGUCAUUGCAGUCAGCAUGGACUGUGUUACUGAACCUGCUGGUGAUCAUCUCCAUCUCUCACUUCAAGAAGCUUCACACUCCAACCAACAUGAUUAUUCUCUCUCUGGCUGUGGCUGAUCUGCUUAUUGGAGUUAUCAUGCCUAUAGAGGCCAUCAGACUGAUUGAGACGUGCUGGUACUUUGGGGACAUUUUCUGUGGACUCUAUUUAUUAUUUAUUUCUUUACUUCUCUCAGCAUCUCUUAGUAAUUUAGUUUUAAUUGCUGUUGAUCGUUAUGUGGCUGUGUGUCACCCUUUACACUACCCACAGAAAAUAACCAUCACUAAAACACUAAUGAGUAUCUGUCUGAGCUGGGUUUAUUCUACAGUCUAUAACACUACACUUGUAGUUAAUAAUGGACAUUUUGACACUUCACACAGAACAUAUGUGUGUUAUGGACGAUGUUCAUUUGAGAUGAGUUUUAGUUGGAUAGCAGUUGAUCUGUUCAUGUCUUUAAUUUUCCCUUGUAUGCUGAUCAUCACUUUAUAUCUGAGGAUUUUCUUUGUAGUUCAUCAGCAAGUGAAGGUUAUAAACUCUCUGAUGAAGGGUGGUAAAUGUGUAACAAAGGGUUCGGUGAAGAGGAAAUCUGAGAGUAAAGCUGCUCUGAUUUUAGGAAUCAUUGUGUCCAUUUAUCUGCUUUGCUAUAUUCCGUACUGUAUCUGUUCUCUGACUGUAAAGUCUUCCACGGCUAUACAUAGUUUAAUAUGGGCUGUGUAUUCUAACUCAGGUAUGAAUCCUCUGGUUUAUGCUCUAUUUUACCCCUGGUUUAAAAAAACAGCUAAACUCAUCUUAACUCUGAAAAUAUUUCAGCCGGCAUCCUCUCUGAUCAAUAUUUUUACACAACAUCAAUUAUAA